CAAAAAAAAUAUUUGGAUGGGGAAAAAAAAAAUCAUGGCCUCAGUUUGUUCACUGCAACACUCCCCGUCGUCGUCUCAAGCUCUGCAAGCUCGGAGCUCCCCCCUCCCAUUUUCUUCGCCACCCACCAAGAUAGGUUCCUUCACUGAACCAACCCUAUCCCUAACCCAAUGUCUCAGUUUUCCGUUGCUCUCCGUCGAUGGUUUUCUUUCUCCAGGGGGAGGGGGAGGAGGAGGAAGAAGGAGAUACUCAUCAGUCCCCAGUUGCUCAAGCUUCACCGAUGGGCAAUCCCAGUCUCCCAAGAAUGAAGAGAGUGGAGCUAAGAGGAGGGAGCUUCUGCUGCAGAUGGCUCUCGGUGCUCUCUCCCUUCAGGCGAUUGGUGGUUCUAAUAAUGCAUUAGCUGAGAACGGUACACUUUCUUCUCGUUUCGUCCCGGAAAUACGGAUAAAGUUCGGGUUUUUUUUUCCCCCCCCCAGAAAUCCACGGUUUUCGGAUUUGGCUGUGGCCGCAGAUGAAUUUAAACUCUAUGUGGACAAUGCGAACAAGUUCAAGAUAUCGAUUCCGCUAGACUGGCAGGUGGGGGGCGGGGAACCAAACGACAGCUUCAAAUCUGUGACUGCUUUCUAUCCUAAAGAAGAUUUGAGCUCGAAUGUCAGUGUAGUGAUCACUGGUAUUGGACCGGACUUUACCACCAUGGGAUCUUUCGGCAAGGUGGAUGCUUUCGCGGAGAGCUUGGUCAAUGGAUUGGACCGAAGCUGGCAGAGGCCCCCCGGAUUGGCUGCUAAACUCAUCGACUGCAAAGCUGCUAAUGGAUUCUACUACAUUGAGUAUUCUCUUCAAAAUCCCGGGGAAAGUCGAAGGCACAUAUACUCAGCAAUCGGGAUGGCAUCUAACGGCUGGUACAACCGACUCUACACUGUAACGGGACAGUUCCUGGAAGAGGAAUCCCAGAGAUUGAGCUCAAAGAUUGAAAAGGCAGUUGCAUCCUUCAGAUUCACUUGAAAGAGACCGUUAUUGACUACAGAAGCAAAUUCCAUCAGGGAGGCAAACAGAUCCGGCUAAUCCAAGCAAAUUCCAUCAGGGAGGCAACCCACGAGACAUUUUUGAAUCGUGAAACUGAAUGAUUUGAUGUGUUGACCUUCAUCUAUGCAUACCGAAUUAACCGUUUUUCAGAAAUGAGAUAUCACUUCGUAAAUUCCAGAGUCAGGAGAAGUGAGUUCUAUGCUCAA
Molecule: messenger RNA, 1227 nt
Organism: Punica granatum (pomegranate)
Lineage: Eukaryota; Viridiplantae; Streptophyta; Magnoliopsida; Myrtales; Lythraceae
Source: RefSeq, a predicted model, not a curated record